Molecule: messenger RNA, 2107 nt
Organism: Arvicola amphibius (Eurasian water vole)
Lineage: Eukaryota; Metazoa; Chordata; Mammalia; Rodentia; Cricetidae
Gene: Med26
Product: mediator complex subunit 26
Exons: 3
Coding region: 284-2050 (588 amino acids)
Biological process (GO): regulation of transcription by RNA polymerase II; positive regulation of gene expression
Cellular component (GO): core mediator complex; nucleus; mediator complex
Molecular function (GO): transcription coregulator activity
Source: RefSeq, a predicted model, not a curated record
UUGGUUCUCGAGGCGGCGGUGUUGGCGGCUGCUCCUCCGUCGGCUCCUCCUCCUCCUCCUUGCUCGGCGGCGACGGCGGUGGCGGCGGUGGUCCGGGGCCUGAGCUCCGGUCCCCUCCGCUUCCCUCCGUCUUCCGCCGUCUCCCCUAGCGCCCCGACCUCCUCCUGCGCCGCGGGGAACAUGCGGCUCCGUUCCCGGAGGCCGGCGAGUGACUGACCCGCGUCCCCCCGCCUCAGCCUGCCCGCCCGCCGGCCCGGCCGCUACCCCCCGCUUGGCUCAGGCAAUGACAGCGGCUCCGGCGUCUCCGCAGCAGAUGAGGGACCGGCUGCUGCAGGCCAUCGACUCCCAGAGCAACAUCCGGAACAUGGUUGCAGUAUUGGAAGUGAUCUCCAGUCUGGAGAGAUACCCCAUCACCAAAGAGGCACUGGAGGAGACACGACUAGGAAAGCUCAUCAAUGAUGUCCGCAAGAAAACUAAGAACGAGGAGCUGGCCAAGCGGGCCAAGAGGCUUCUGCGGAGCUGGCAGAAGCUCAUUGAGCCCGUGCACCAGAAUGAGGUGGCACUACGGGCACUGGCAGGAGCUGCAGGCUCUGCCAACGGGGGCGCACACAACUGCCGGCCAGAGGUGGGAGUGGCCAGCACACCCAAGAGCAUCCAUGACCUGAAGAAUCGCAACGACAUCCAGAGGCUCCCUGGGCAACGACUAGACAGACUGGGUAGCCGGAAGCGCAGGGGGGACCAGCGUGAUCUGGGCCACCCGGGGCCACCCUACAAAGUUUCCAAAUCUAGUCCUGACCCACUAGUCCCCAAUGCAUCCCCUCUCCCCACUAACGGGAUCAGUGGGAGCCCAGAGAGCUUACCCAGCCCUCUGGAUGGUAGUGGGCACAUGGGCUCUGAUGGCAGCCGCCUGGAGCCCAGCGAGAACGAGAAGCACAGCACCAAGAUCCCUGUGAACGCCGUGCGGCCGCGCCCCAGCUCCCCUGGCCUGGGCAAGCCCCCCGUGCCCUGCCUACAGACCAAGACUGCGCAGUUGCAGCAUCUGGACAGGACGGAUGAGCCGCCAGGCCCUCCCCAUCCCAGGGGGGCCCCUCGCUGCUCCUUCAGCCCCCGGAACUCACGGCACGAAGGCUCCUUUGCCCGGCAGCGGAGCUCGUACACAACGAAGGGCCCCAUGUCCAGCCCCUCCUCACGCCCCCAACCACUGGACACCAUACAGGUGCCGUCCCCACUCCCACUGGCCCAGCCAUCCACGCCCCCUGUGCGGCGGAUGGAGCUGCUGUCCAGCGCUGAGAGCCCUGUACACUGGCCAGAGCAGCCCGAGGGCCACCCGCGGCUAACAGGGCCAUCCUGCAGGGUUGGGUUGUCGCCAGACUCCUCCAAGGUGGACAGUGAUGCUGCCUCUUCAGGUGGCUCGGACAGCAAAAAGAAAAAGAGGUACCGACCUCGAGACUACACGGUGAACUUAGAUGGGCAGGUGCCUGAGGCAGGCGUCAAACCUGUGCGGUUAAAAGAGCGGAAGCUCACCUUUGACCCCAUGACGAGACAGAUCAAACCUCUAACCCAGAAAGAGCCGGUGCGGGCUGACAGCCCCGUACCCACAGAGCAGCCACCUAGGACAGAACUGGACCAGCAGGAGGCCAAAGCCAGUCUCCAGAGUCCGUUUGAGCAGACGAACUGGAAGGAACUGUCGCGCAACGAGAUCAUCCAGUCCUACUUGAGCCGCCAGAGCAGCUUGUUGUCAUCGUCUGGUGCGCAGACCCCAGGCGCACACCACUUUAUGGCCGAGUACCUGAAGCAGGAGGAGAGCAGUCGGCGAGGAUCCCGCCAGCCUCAUGUGCUGCUGCCGCUGCCCACGCCCACUGACCUCCCCGGGCUCACUCGGGAGGUCACGCAGGACGAUCUGGACAGAAUCCAGGCCCAAAAGUGGCCAGGGGUGAACGGGUGUGAGGACACACAGGGUAAUUGGUAUGACUGGACGCAGUGCAUAUCGCUCGACCCACAUGGCGACGAUGGGCGCUUGAACAUUCUGCCUUAUGUCUGCUUGGACUGAGCACUUGGCCUGGUCAUCAAGUGCAUUAUCACCUUGCAGGGGCUAGGCUGGCCAGCC